Molecule: messenger RNA, 2517 nt
Organism: Oldenlandia corymbosa var. corymbosa
Lineage: Eukaryota; Viridiplantae; Streptophyta; Magnoliopsida; Gentianales; Rubiaceae
Source: the annotation of a GenBank genome assembly
AUGGAAAUUGAUCUGAACCAUGCAUUAGAGAGUGAGGUGGAGAAGAAUGCAUGCGGCUGUAAUGGAGAAUGUGGCAAAGUGGUGGGAGGUUGUGCUUAUUGCUCCUUCUCCACCUCCACUUCCUCUUGCUCUUCCAACAGCUCUUCCUCUAAUCCUCCUCCUCCAUCAAAAAUCUUCAAGGAGCUCUGGUAUGCCUGUGCUGGGCCAGUCACCAAUUUGCCCAAGAAAGGAAAUGUGGUGGUCUAUUUCCCUCAAGGUCACUUGGAACAAGCUGCCUCUGUCUCUUCCUUCCCUCUCCUGGAUGUCCCUACUUUUGAUCUCCAGCCCCAGAUCUUUUGCAGGAUUUUAGAUGUUGAGCUACUUGCUAAUAAGGAAAAUGAUGAGGUCUAUACACAGCUGACUCUGCUUCCCAUCUCAGAGUUUCUAGCUUUGCGUCUAGAAGGAAAAGAACAAGAAGAGGCCGGCACUGAUGAAGAGGGUACUGAAGCUGUGCCCUUGAAAUCAACCUCUCAUAUGUUCUGCAAAACACUUACUGCAUCAGAUACCAGCACUCAUGGUGGAUUUUCGGUUCCUCGAAGAGCUGCUGAGGACUGUUUCCCACCUUUGGAUUAUAAAGAACAAAGGCCCUCUCAGGAGCUGGUUGCCAAGGACCUUCAUGGAGUGGAAUGGAAAUUUCGUCACAUCUACAGAGGCCAGCCAAGGCGACAUUUGCUUACUACUGGAUGGAGUAUUUUUGUCAGCCAGAAGAAUCUUGUUUCAGGGGAUGCUGUCCUGUUUCUGAGGGGAGAUGGCGGGGAUUUGAGGUUGGGAGUGAGAAGAGCUGCUGGGCUUCGAAAUGGCCUAUCUGACUCAAUUAUAAAAAGUCAGACUUCUUACCCCAAUGUUCUUGCAGCAGUGGCAAAUGCUGUUUCAAGCAAUUCGCCUUUUAAGAUUUUCUACAGCACAAGGGCGAAUCAUGCUGAUUUCAUUGUGCCGUACCAAAAAUAUGCGAAAAGCAUUACUAAUCCUAUUCCUCCCGGCACAAGAUUUAAAAUCAGUGUUGAUCUGGACGAUGCUCCUGAGAGAAGGUACAGUGGUGUUGUAACUGGAUAUGGUGACAUGGAACCCCGCAGAUGGCUCAACUCAAAGUGGAGAUGCUUGACGGUCAGAUGGGAUGAAGAUGUCACUAAUCAUCACGAACGAGUUUCUCCAUGGGAAAUUGAUUUUUCAGCUGCUUUUCCUACCCUGAGCAUCCAGACACCCCCUAGGAUGAAAAAGCAACGUAUCUGCAUGCAAGGAGACAUGCAGAAAAGCACGAAAAGUAGUGCUGACCUGUUGCUGCCUUUAUCAUACAAUGAUAAUGUUCCUGGUGCUGGUAGGAAAGUCAUGUUCCCUUCCACAUGGAAUAGCUAUAUUCCUGGUCAGGUUUCCCUUUGGGACUUUGCGGAGUCUGUAGGAUCCGGUAAGGUCUUGCAAGGUCAAGAAAAUUUAGGUUUACCUACGCCUCUUUAUGGAUGCGAUAAGGUAAACCGCCAGUUGGAAUUUGAGAUGCAUCCUGUUGCACCUCAAAGUCGGCUUGUGUCCAAUAGAAUGGAAAAGGCUCACUAUGGUAAUUUUAGCCCUAGUCAGCCUUCCAGCACCACCUAUUCAGGCUCUCUGGAAUCAUCAAAUUGUUUUCCAAAGGUCUUGCAAGGUCAAGAAAUUUGCUCAUUGAAAUCUUUGACUGGAAAAAAUGAACUAAAUCCUGGAAUUUGGAGAAAGCCCGAGCUUGGUGGCAACAUUUUCAAUCAAAGAACUUUGGGUAGCUAUCCUCUAGCAACUGAAGGUGUUCGAAAUGUGGUUUUUCCUUAUGGCGGAGUCUUCAAAGGUGGUCAAGAUCCUGUAAUGGUUUCUUAUGUGGGUAAACUUCAAAGAGAUACUCAUGUGGCAACCAAGGAAUCUUCCUUCCGAGACAGUGUUAACAGGGAUGAAGGCCUUCCUAAUCUUUCUAAUGAGCAAAAAGCUCUGGAGAAGACUUCUGCCCUCCCCAACUCAGGAACACCUCUGAAUAUUCAAAGAGAUGAAAACAAGGAUCCAGGUCCGGUUUGUAAACUAUUUGGUUUUUCCCUUGUAGAAGAAGUCCCUACCUCAAGUUCACAGAAUAGCAGGAGAAGUUGCACAAAGGUGCAUAAGCAGGGGAAUAAGGUGGGAAGGGCCAUUGAUCUCUCCAAACUUAAUAGUUACAGCGACCUGCUAAUUGAACUGGAGAGGCUCUUCAGCAUGGAGGGACUGCUACAGGACCCAAGCAAAGGAUGGAGAAUCUUGUAUACUGAUAGUGAAAAUGAUAUGAUGGUUGUUGGGGAUGACCCAUGGCAUGAAUUCUGCGAAGUGGUUUCAAAGAUCCACAUAUAUACCCAAGAAGAAGUGGAGAAGAUGAACAUUGGAGUGAUCAGCGAAGACACUCGAAGUUGUUUGGAAGAAUCGCCGCCAAGGAUGGAUGGCUCGAAGUCAUCUUCAGUUAGCGCUCCCGAUUCAUCUCCAACAGUAGUCAGGAUUUGA